Plasmodium cynomolgi strain B is the source of this 3876-nucleotide messenger RNA. RefSeq names its product helicase. The record is from RefSeq and is a predicted model, not a curated record. The transcript is spliced from 3 exons. Lineage: Eukaryota; Apicomplexa; Aconoidasida; Haemosporida; Plasmodiidae. Gene Ontology annotation, biological process: replication fork processing; DNA repair. Gene Ontology annotation, cellular component: nuclear replication fork. Gene Ontology annotation, molecular function: endonuclease activity; ATP-dependent chromatin remodeler activity; nucleic acid binding. Bases 1 to 3876 code for a protein of 1291 amino acids.
AUGAGGAAACUAAAGUUGAGUAAUGAACAACUGGGACAGUAUGCCAACUGCCUUACAUGUAGUAACAGUUCAGUAAUUCUGAAGGAGGGGAAGUAUGGGAACUACUUCGAGUGCACACAGUGUCACGAGAGGGUUUCCAAAAGGAGAGUAGAGGACUCCAUGUUUGAUAAGAGAGAAAAUUUGUUCCUUCAAAAUAGGAAAAAAAUCUGCUUCGAAAUGGAAAAGACCCACUCCUAUCGCAUUCACCAUUUUGGAAAUCUCAGCUUUGCCAACGACUUCAACAAAAUAGUCAGCGAUAUAAUCAGAGAAGUAGUCACAGACUUGAGGACAAUAAAAAGACAUAGAAUAAAAUAUAGGAAGAUUAUAAAAUACAUAUAUAGGAUCAAUACAUGUAUCGAUUUGUUCGAAUUUCCAAAGUACACCCAGUGGUACAUAAACGGACGGGACUUUUUUGAUGAGCUCAAAUAUCUGCCAUUGACUUGGAAACCCAGGAGGGACUACAUACAGAGUGGAAUUUUCCCCUUCCACCUAUCGAAAGAUAUUGAGAAGAAAGCCUCCUUUAGAAGACUCAGCGUCGACAAUAACAACUAUCUCUGCGGGUGUGUGUUCGACCUUUGCUCCUACCCUCUAAUGCUACGUUAUUUUGUAUUCCGCUUAUACAACCACUGUUUUGUGCACGAAAUUCCCAGCUGUGUUUUCCACUACUUUGGACACGUCUACCCGAGGAUGCACGAGAAAGCACGUGUACAUAAGUUUUUUUUAAAGUGGAGAUUCUCCAGCGUCAUGCGGAUGACCUACGAGAAGUAUCAGUGCGAACUUGAGGAGGGGCAUCACCCGGAGGAGGGGUAUCAACCGGAGGAGGGGCAUCACCCGGAGGAGGGGCAUCACCCGGAGGAGGGGCUUCUCCACAGAGCGGACUCACCACGCCCUGCUGGGACUGCUCAAAUGGGAGGGGUAAGGGAAUCGCCCACUGCAUGCCCCCCCAAGUACUCCUCCCAAGAAGACAACCGCAUAACCAGCUCGUACAAGUUGGACGAGCUAGCCAAAUCCUCCUACCUUUUCAGUCGAGAAAAACUCAGAGCUCAUAUACUAAGACACCACUACGCGAAACGAAAGCAAAAAGUUAAGAAAAAAAUUUUGAGCGAAAUUAAAAAGAAGUGCCUUGAAGAAAUAAAAAAGAAGCUCCCCAAGAGGAUUCAAAAGGUGAUCCUACCGUACCAGCUAGAAUCUGUGUACUUCUUUAAACAGCAGAAUGGAAGAAUAUUAAUCGGCGACGAAAUGGGACUAGGAAAAACGCUGCAGGCUAUUUGUAUUUUCCACUUUUUUCGGCUUUACCCCACCCUCAUUGUAACUCCGUCAUCUCUGAAGCUUAACUGGGCCUGCGAAAUUGAGAAGUUCGUGCCUGCGUUCGACCCUUCCAAGGUGCUCGUGGUUGGCGGCUCGAACGACUUCCCGAGGGGGGCCCGGCUGUACAGAAUCAUCAUCGUCUCCUUCGAGCUGUACAAAAAGCUGGCCCACCUGAUAAACGAAAUAAAAUUCAAACUAAUUAUCGUGGACGAAAGUCACUUCAUAAGAACAGUACACUAUGGGAAGCAAAGCCAGCUAGCCAAAAUGAUCAAAAGCACCCUUAAAAAGACAAAAAACGUCAUUUUCCUGAGUGGAACUCCUUCCAUAAACAGACCCAUCAAUAUAUACCACCAAAUUAAGUACCUCAUAAACAGCAAAAAAAUUUUCUGUAAAAAUAAGUUCACUUUUGGAGAAGAAUUCUGCAAAAAAUAUUUUUGCAGAGGACAAAAGAUAUACGAAGAAAAUUUACGCUCCUGGGAAUUCCACCUUUUCUUAAAAAAAACGGUCAUGAUAAGACGGUCCAUUUCAGAGGUCUUUACUUCAAGCUUUCCAGACUUGAAGAGAUUCUUCGUGUACUUACCUCAUGGACCUUACACCAUAGGUACAGAUAAUCUCGUCAAUUUUUUGUCACCCUCCCUUUGUCCCCCAAGUGAGGAAGAAAAUGCUCUCCAAAAUGUCGUGAAGGACUCAAAAGAGGGAACCCAGUCUGUUGGCUCAGAUUUUACAACCCCCAACAGACAAGCACUGAGCGAGUUUUUUCAAGUUCAGAUUAAAUCCAAAAAGGUAGAGGAGGGACUCUCUAAAGUGGUUCAUGCGAUGAAAUACAUGGAGGAACAUUUCCCAGGGAAAAAAAAAAUAAUUUUUUGCUACCACCUAACUGUGUGCAAAUGCAUCGAAGAGGAGUUGCUAAAAAUGAUAAAAAGUAAAAAAAAAAGUGAACAAGCCAUUAUAGACUACGUUGUACUGAAGGGAAGUUUAAGCGAAAAGGAAAAGCGAGAAAAAAUACAAUUUUUUCGCAUGAACCACAGCUGUCAGUAUGGCAUUUUUACUAUCUGCUCAGUUAGCCAUGGACUAGACUUCACUUUCUGCAACUUGUGUUUUUUCCUAGAAUUUCCUGUAAACUUCUUUCACUUGCAACAAUGCGAAAGUAGACUAUUUAGGAAGAACCAGCAAUUCAACACGUACGUUUUUUACUUCCUCUUGAAAAAUGGCUUAGGGAGCGACUACAAAACGUGGAAGAGGUUCACACUCUGUGCACAUAGUACUCGCUCGAUCGUCGAUGGAACGGAGUUUGUUGCCAAGGAUCUCCUUUAUGAGAACGUUUCGGGGGACGUGCUUCUGCUAAGCGGGCAGAGUGCCUCACGCGGGAGUGGCGUUCCUUCCAGAAGCAGUUACUCCCCAGAGGAGGCAAGCGCCCAACCCCACAACGAAUUGAGCGGCCAACCCCGCAGCGAAUUGAGCUGCCAACUCCAUAACCAACUGAGCGGCCAACACCUCAACGUCCGAAGCGACCGAAAACGAAAAUUCCUCUUCCAAAUAAACACCCUCACAAACAGAAUCCACGCGUACUACCAAAACAAGAAGACCAACUUUCCCAUGGAACACUUGACCAAGGGUGGGGGGGACAAAAAAUCAGGGACGCUUCUCAAAAAAUGCGCGAUUAAAUUUUUGCAAAAUUACAACAAACUAAGCACGAACGAAAAGAAGUUAAUUGAAAAUAAAAAAUGCGACAUGAACAUAUCGCUGCUUCGCCAUUUGCGCGAUAGAGAAAAUAAAACGAAGCCCCUAAAAUUUGAGAGGUACAUAAAAAACUUCGCCGCAAGCGAUAAGACAUACGUGAAGACGUACCUUAAAAACAGCUUCAAGGGGAAACUGCAAGUCUUCUAUUACCAAGAGUAUGAUGAAAAACGAAACGCAGUUAAAUGUCUACAGUGUAAAAGUGAGUUACCCCCUUGUGCCAGUGCCAUAGUAGGCGAAUGCAACGUUAUGAAAUAUUUGCAGGACCACUCAGACAGCGCCACGAUCGAAAAAUUUCAUCACGAAUUCGACACGAUUAAAUUGCAAAGUUGUAAUGUUAAAAAUAUUCUCAUAUGUGAUGAAAGCAAUAUGUUUUGCGAGGGCAAGUGCAGAAAAUUUUAUUUUUUAAAAAAAAGUUCCACCAGUAUACGAAGAUUAAUUUACGAAAGAGAUAAAGGCAUUUGUAAUAUUUGCAAAUUGGAUUGCACAAACUUAAUUAGACAAAUUAAAAAUCUAAAAUACUUUUCAAUUAACGAAAAAAUUGAUUAUUUUAUUAAAAAAUAUCCACUAUUUAUUGAAGAUAUUAAUCAUCUCACAUACAUACUUGAGAAACCAAUGGAGGGCCAUAUCUGGAACGUGGACCAUAUCUUGCCUGUUUUCAGGGGGGGUGGAGAGGCAUCCUUUGACAACCUCCAGACAUUGUGUACCUUCUGUCAUAAGAAAAAAACAAAGGACGAUUUUAAGAAAAGGGCGGAGAGGGGUAAUCCUGUGGAGAGCUCCCCUCCAAAAUGA